Marasmius oreades (fairy-ring Marasmius) is the source of this 427-nucleotide messenger RNA. RefSeq lists its product as uncharacterized. Gene Ontology annotation, biological process: mitochondrial respiratory chain complex IV assembly. The coding region runs from base 52 to 312 and encodes 86 amino acids. The record is from RefSeq and is a predicted model, not a curated record. Gene Ontology annotation, cellular component: mitochondrial inner membrane; mitochondrion. The transcript has 4 exons. Lineage: Eukaryota; Fungi; Basidiomycota; Agaricomycetes; Agaricales; Marasmiaceae.
CUUGCUAUUAUAUUACUCUCUUCAGCCUUCCUUCAACGCCCUCGAGCCGCAAUGGGUGGACCAAAUCUCGAGAUCUUUAAAUUCUCCCUUUAUCUCUUCGUGCCUAUAUUUGCUCUGGUUAAAUUUGGUGACCCAGAGUGGUAUAGAACGACGGUACUUCCGUACAGGGAUCAACUAUUUCCUCCUGAAGAGAGAAUUAUACGUGAAUUACCAGCAGAUCAAAAGUCUUUACGCGAAGAGAUCGCACGCAUUAAAGCAGAAAGAAUAGCAAGGAAGGCGGCUGCAGAGGAAAAGGAAGUUGGAGCAAAGUAGGAACCACUUGUACUCUGUAAUCUACCCACCCUACUCAUGGUACCAUCUAUUAUAUAUUGUAAUCUAACUCCAAGGAGUGUCCAUCUCCUAACACUACUUUCCAACCACUUCCAGA